AUGACCACCAAACUAACCAAAGAAUCAACCCUCCCCCUCCCAAAUUCCUCCCACUCCAUCCCUCGUCUCGGCUUCGGCGUCUACCAGUCCCCCGCCGACGUCUGCAACAAAUCAUGCACAACAGCCCUCUCAUCCGGCUACCGCCACAUCGACACCGCCCAAUUCUACGCCAACGAGACACAGGUCGGCGAAGCAGUCCGCAACUCAGGCCUGAAGCGUAGCGACGUCUACAUCACGACCAAGAUCCUGUCCGCGGGCGGCAGCGUCGACAAGAGUUACCAGAAAUGUCUGGAUAGUGUGAAGAAAUUAGACGGCGAGGAUGGAUAUGUUGAUUUAUUUCUGAUUCAUAGUCCGAAUGCGGGGAAGGCGGCGAGGGAGGAGAUGUGGCAGGCGCUGUUGAGGGCGCAUAAGGAAGGGAAGGCGAAGGCGAUUGGGGUGAGUAAUUUUGGGAUUGGGCACAUUGAGGGGCUGAAGGGGUUGGGGGAUGUUUGGCCGCCGCAUGUUAAUCAGAUUGAGCUUCAUCCAUGGUGUCAGCAACGCGACGCGGUCGAGUACUGCCACAAGAAUGGAAUUGUGGUCGAAGCCUAUUGUCCUCUUGUUCGAAACCAGAAAGCUGACAAUGAGACUUUGGUUGGGCUGGCGAAGAAAUACAACAAGAGCACUGCACAGAUUCUCAUUCGAUGGAGUUUGCAGAAAGAGUGGGUGACACUACCGAAGAGUGAUACACCGUCAAGAAUCAAGGAGAAUGGUGACGUUUUCAAUUUUGAGAUCUCAGACGAGGACAUGAAGGCACUGAACGACCUUGACGAAGGAGCUGCAGGUGCUAUUGUACAAGCAGUGACUAAUUCGUAG
Lithohypha guttulata is the source of this 852-nucleotide messenger RNA. RefSeq lists its product as uncharacterized. NCBI's taxonomy places the organism in Eukaryota, Fungi, Ascomycota, Eurotiomycetes, Chaetothyriales, Trichomeriaceae. The transcript is spliced from 2 exons. The record is from RefSeq and is a predicted model, not a curated record. Bases 1 to 852 code for a protein of 283 amino acids. Gene Ontology annotation, molecular function: oxidoreductase activity.